This is a messenger RNA of Clarias gariepinus (North African catfish), 4269 nucleotides long. RefSeq lists its product as uncharacterized. The transcript is spliced from 4 exons. Bases 554 to 3808 code for a protein of 1084 amino acids. NCBI's taxonomy places the organism in Eukaryota, Metazoa, Chordata, Actinopteri, Siluriformes, Clariidae. The record is from RefSeq and is a predicted model, not a curated record.
UGUCUCUGCCUGUCUCACUCUCACUGUCUCACUCUCAGUGUCCCUGCCUGCCUCACUCUCACUGUCUUACUCUCACAGUGUCUCUGGCUGUCUUACUCUUUAUCCCUAUCUCAGUCUCACUGAUUCACUUUCACUGUGUCCCUGUCUGUCUCACUCUCUAUCCUGCUCUCUGUCUUACUCUCAUUGUCUCACUCUCACAGUGUCCCUGUCUGUCUCACUCUCUAUCCCUCUCUCAGUCUCACUCUCUCCCUCAGUUUUACUGUCUUUCACUUUCUGUCAAUGUUUCAGUCUGACUUUCUCUUCCUGUUUCACUAGCUCUAUCUCACUUUGUCUCUCUUGCUGUCUCACUCUCUCUUUUACUCUCUUGCUGUCUCUCUCUAAUGACAUGAGACAUGGAUGUAGCUUUUAAAGGACAGUAACCUGGUGCUGAUUCAGACAGGACGCCAGGACGGUCAGGUUCAUCCCUCGGGUUUAUGGAAAGAAGGGCGGGACUGAGCGCCACUUUAUAUAGCGCUACAGCAUUACUAAUGAUGAUUCAGUUCAAACGGUAGUGAUGAAGAUCACCACUAUGAUAAUGAUGAUGAUGAUGAUGGUUUCUCUGUGCAGUGUUAGUGUGUGUCUCACCAUGACGUCAGUCGAGGACGCUGAGGUCUUCAUCCCGCAGCAGGCGCGUGUCGUCACCGUCCCCGUGCGCUCGCUGCCUUCCUCCAUCACUAAGAAAAUGCCCCUGAGUCCCGCUCACUCCGACCAGCCGGCCACCUUCAUCUCCCCGGUGGAGCUGAGGAUAAAAGGGACGACCCUGAAAUCACGACCUUUGACCCCGGGGCAGUUUCUCCUGCCGGUCCUGACCUCUAACUGUGAAGCUUUUAAAAUACUCAGAGAUUUUCUACUGUCAGGUCAGACCUCACUGCAGGUGUCUAAGAGCCCAGGAGCAGGUUCUGCGUUCUGCAGAGGAAGGAACUCCAUCGUUGUGUUUAACAAACAAAUUUUCCUUAUUGUAAGAAAAGCCAAGGAGUCGAAACGAAGCACCGCCCUCUCCGAGUGUGAAGCCCCGCCCCUGAGCUCACCUGUAAAAACGCGGGAUGGAGGAAGUGACAUCAUCGAGGAGCAGAAGGAUGAUGGUGUGAUGGAGUGUGAAGCGCUGGUUGAUGGCAUCACUGACAGGAAGAGGAGUAAAGAUGCAGAGGAUGAUGGGAAACGCGCAGAAGUGUUAAAGGAAAGCGAAGCUGAUGUGACGAAGAACGGGGACGAAAACUACCCCGCUAAAAACCCACUAACAAAGGACGCGAACACCAACACGCCGAGCGCCGAGGAAAAGAUAAUGCAGAUAAAGCUAGAGGAAGAGACAAGCGCUAGCGCACCUUGUGGUGAAGCUCAGAGCUCGCUGGCUAACACUGAAGACUGUGGCGGUGGAGAAGAUCGGAUUACACUGGCCCUCACAGAAAGUUCUACUUUAGAGAGUUCAUUAGCUAAAGCCAAAUAUUGCAAACAUGUAACUUUCUCCAGGGUUCAGAGUCCAUCAGUAACGAGCGAAAAUGAACAUCAAGGUAAAAUUGACUGUAAAGGUCAAAGCAGCGAAUUGGAGAUUCCUCAGGAUAAAACUGAAGCAUCUGUUAGAGCUGCUGAGGUUGUCGAGGUAAACAUCGCUCAUCGAGCUGUUCAGGAAAAUGCCGGAGACACAAAUGAAGACGGAGUGAAAUCUAAACCUUCCAUCAGUAUUCAGGCGAGCAAAGGUCAGAGUUCACACUGCGAACGUGCCGAUGAGACAGUAAACAUAAGCAGCGAGGAUAACGUCGGGUCAGGAGACGCGAAUGCAGUCGGAACAAACGGCAGCAAAGUUAAACAUUUGUUGGAAAUAGUAGAGAGAAUCAAACAAGGAAAUAACAACAGCGUUAACGAUCAGGCCUCAUCGGUCGAAUUAGCGAAAUGUAAAAAUGACGAUAUCGCUGUAGAAACGGGUGCCGAUUGCGACGGCUUAAUCAUUGAGAAAAGUUGUGUGGAAGUCGAAAGCGUAUCAGCGGGAAGUCACAUGGAGGUCAUCGAGUGCAGCGCUAGAGACGAAUCGGAUCGACACACGAGCGGCGAUGAAAGUCAAGUAAACGAGACGGGCGCCGAAACUAAAAGAGAAGGUCCUGUCAGUAUCGUCACAAAUUUGUCAGUUGAAGCCAAAGGCUGCGAAGGUGCCGUUCAGAUCUCGGACACGGCCGACAGUCAUGCUUUACACAAAUGUACAAAUGACGUAAAUCGAGAAAAAAGUUGCGCUGGCGUGAAGUGUCCGAGUCUGACGCUUAAACACUGCGAGGGUGCCAUCGAGAUCGUGGAUGACGUUGAUGAUGAGAACGACACAACCCGUCCAGAGAGUGGAAACAAACUGGGACCUGAGACUCCCGACGGCGCUAAAGGGUGCAAACGGAAGAUUUUCACUAGAACCGUGGAUGAGACGAGUUUAGACGUAGUAGCUGUCGCUCAGAUUAGCGAAAAUAACAUUUCAUCAGCUAAACGAUGUAAACAUGAUGAUGACGAUGACGUGGAGUUCUUGUCUGAGUCUAAACCCGUCAUAAAGCACAAACAUAAAGCUACAAAUCACGAUCAUGAUGUUGUGAUCAUUGAGGACGACGAUAACGAAGAUGAUAAAAUCAACAGAAGCUCAAACAGCACAAAUGAAAUAUCAGUAUCGUCGCUGGAUGAAUGUGAUCUUGAGAUCUUGGACGUGCGAGGAUGUCAAGGAGAUGAUGUUGAACUUCAGAGUAUUUUGGAAAAAAUGAAAAGCCGUAAACGGUGCAUCUCCGAUAGCGAGGACGUUGAAGUUUGCACUGAGAGUCAGAUUAAUAAAACUGAAGAUUCGUCCACAAAACGCUUCAAAACAGAGGACACUACAAACUCGGGCGCAAAAACUGUCGGAAAGAGCGCCGGAGCGAGGGAUCAGGAUGACCAGAUAAACAACAAAACGCCCUCUGAAGCCUGUAUUAGUGAAGCUGAACAACUGUUAACCAGAAACGAUGUGGAGAUCCUGACGACUCGCAACAGCAAUGAGGUGUCAUGUAAAAGCGGAAACGAGCCGAUUAGCGACGGUACAGAUUACAACACAGCUGCUGCAGGCCUGAUCAGUGAAGUGGAGAAUUCUUCUGGUACAAAUAAUGUCAGUAAAACUGCGUCUGAGAUCGAGGACACGCACGAAGCUAACGACGCAAACGGAGUCGAAACAAAUUGUGUUGAAGGUUGUGUUAAAUCCUAUGUCAGCGAGGUUCAAAGUCAAAGUGCCGAACAAGAACAUGUUACGCAUGAACAAAACUCCGACGUAACGAAUGGCGGAGUUUGCGGUGAGUCACACGCUAGCGGGGAUAAGAGCGUGGCCCAGAAUCGAGUUUUUGCUGCGAAAAGUGAUUUUAAAGAACCGAACCGUGAUGGAACAUCUUGCGAUCUCUCUGCUCAUGGAACUAACAAUGAUGCUGCAGCUCAGAAAGAGAAUGAAGAUCUAGAACAAGCUGGCGUCAGGGAAACACCCACUUCGGACGUCACCGCUUCCCGAAGUUGCGUUCCACCUCAGACUGGCAAAUCAUCAGAGACGCGCGAACACCGCAAGAGCGAUCCUGACAGCCAAGCGUCCGGUCCGGAUCAAGACGGCAAGUUAGCAGAGGAACAGUCGGAGGCUCCCAAUCAGAGCGCACGUGCUGAGGAAGUGGGUGUGAUGCCCCGCCCCACGUCUCCUUUCACGGAGCUGAGGCGGGAGGAGAACAUCAGUCGGAUCCGAGCAAAAAUCCGAGGGAUGGAGGAGAAACUCAACAAUCUGAUUAACUCACACCGCUAAACGAGAACGCUCAGGAAACAUUAACGAACAGUGACCUGUAGAAACGUUAGCAUUUAGAGUGGAGCUCGUCCCGCUCGCGAACACAAACUGACCUGAUAUUAUUCAGAGUAUAUACAGUACAUGCACUUUUAUAUAACUGGACGCAAAGCACACGCCUUAUAGUUUUCAUACUUUUGGCAUUGAGGUAAAGGUGGCGGUGCUUAUUAAAACAAACAUUGCAAUAUUUUACUAUUAUACCAGAAAGAAAGUAAAAAUAUACUUUUGCUUUAUUUUUUGUCAGUUAAUUUUGAUGUAACUAUAAAGACGUGAGAAUGUCGAGUCGCCGUUUGAAGUUUAUUCAUAAACACAGAUUGUGAGGUCUUUUUUUGUUCAGUUUAUUUUCUCUGAAUGAUUUGUAAAGGUUUAGGUAUGGGGCGUGUCCCGAGGUCAUGUGACCUGUUAAAUAAACACAGUGCACUUUA